AUGAUGGUUGCUCCAACAAUGUACUACGCUCCCACAACCGGCUCCAUGCGGUGCAGCACCUGCGCUCCGCUGAUCAAGACUAAUGGUCCGACUCCGUGCAUCACUUCCCCGGCGCGAUCCAUGAACCUCGCCUCAGGCACACGGGUCUCAAGCAGGUUCAAAACAUCAGCGGCGGUCGUGCCCGUGCACAAUGUGAAGCUGGUCGGGCCAGACGGCUUGGAGGGUGAGGUCGACGUGCCCGAGGACGCGUACAUCUUGUACGCCAUCGAGGCGGCCGAGCUAGAGCUACCCUUCUCGUGCCGGGCCGGCUCGUGCUCGACGUGCGUAGGCAAGCUGGCAUCCGGCGAGGUGGACCAGUCGGAGGGUUCAUUCCUAAACGAUGAGCAGAUGGCCGAGGGGUACGUGCUCACCUGCAUGGCCUAUCCCAAGGCGGACUACAUCAUCUACACCCACAAGGAGGAAGAAGUACACUAG
This is a messenger RNA of Phragmites australis (common reed), 474 nucleotides long. RefSeq names its product ferredoxin, root R-B1-like. Lineage: Eukaryota; Viridiplantae; Streptophyta; Magnoliopsida; Poales; Poaceae. Gene Ontology annotation, biological process: electron transport chain. Gene Ontology annotation, molecular function: 2 iron, 2 sulfur cluster binding; electron transfer activity. The transcript has a single exon. Bases 1 to 474 code for a protein of 157 amino acids. The record is from RefSeq and is a predicted model, not a curated record.